Molecule: messenger RNA, 2197 nt
Organism: Saccostrea cuccullata (small rock oyster)
Lineage: Eukaryota; Metazoa; Mollusca; Bivalvia; Ostreida; Ostreidae
Product: lim and transglutaminase domain protein ltd-1-like
Exons: 7
Coding region: 1-1794 (597 amino acids)
Source: RefSeq, a predicted model, not a curated record
AUGUAUAUACAGGCUGCAAAAAUCCCAUGCGUACUUAUUCGGGGACUUUCGAAGGGUCAAAACUACGAGGUAGGUGACAGAAAUGUUGACAAUUUGAACAGCUCAUGGACAGCUGUGUAUGUAGCCAGAGGAUGGCACUUCGUGUUUCCGAGUUGGGCUUUCUCAGCAGUGGUUGGUCACUCUAAGGGAACAUGGACGCUAGUAGAAACACAAGGGAAAGGUGCAAGAGAAAAAGAAGAAAAAUCAUCAGGUUUAACGAUCCGCCAUAAAGACGACUAUUACUUCCUUACGGAUGCAGAAGAGUUCAUCUAUAGAUGCUUCCCCAAUGACUCAAAAUGGCAGCUUCUUACUCGUCCAUUCACUAAAAAGAAAUUCAUAGAAAUCGCAUAUUGCAGACCAGACUAUUUCAAGAAUCACUAUAAAAUUACAACCCCGACUAAAUGUAUCUAUACAUCGGUUGGCGGUGUAUGCGAUAUCGGGAUAAAGAAAUUAGACAAGGAGGAAUGUUCAUACAAAUAUAUGCUGUACUUUAACCACGAAGAAUCAAAGACAACUCUUUCUUCUGAAAUACAGCUAGAGCGAUACGUAGCCAUAUUCAACGAAGGGCAUGCUAUGAGAUUUCGAAUUCGGUUUCCCAGUGAAGGCAUAUAUAAGAUGGAGAUCUAUGGUGACGGCUCCUGGCUAUGUGAAUUCAGACUUGAAUGUGACGAGGAUGUUAAUGAUGUGAAACCUUUCCCCUGUAAUCCAGAGUCUGGGUUUGGUCCAAACUCUCUUACAAAAGAAGCUGGUCUCCAAGCACAGUCUCAUACAACUGGCUUCAUCAAUACAAAAAAAACUAAGAAUGUCAAUAUGAAAUUCAAGAUGAUUAAGAAUGUGCUAGUCCAAGCAAUCCUGAUACACAAUAAUAUGGAAAAAGAAACCUUGAAUAAACAUGUUAACCAUAGGAUCAAAGGUCAAGAGCUGGACAUUAAUGUGGAUUUGCCUAAAAAAGGAGAAUAUGCUCUCCAGAUUAACACAAAGGAUAAAGAUUCAGAUGGUCCAUUCAAGAAUGUCUGUAAUUAUCUUCUGACCUCGGAGAACAUGAACAAGCAACGGAAGCUUGACGAGAAUGCGAUCGAAAAAAGAACUAGGAAAGCAUUGCAAGAUAAAACCUCUUCUUAUAAUAUAAAUGCUCUCAAAAAAGCGCUUGAUGACUUCGAUAAGAUUGAUCUGGAAGACAAAGGAGAUCGCAAAAAGGCAGUAGAGAGAUUGACAUAUCUAAGCCUGCGUAAAGAACUGAAAGAUGCAAUGGCAAGAAGGCAUGGUGAGAAGCUAGAAGAAGCAAUAGGAAAUGCGAAAUCGUCCAAGUACGAAUCUGAUCUUCAGGAACUGAUUGAGCAAGCAGAGGAUUUGUUAUCACAGCUUCGGAGGCACAAGAGUCUUGCUCACGAGGUUCUAACAAUGCAACAGCUAACUAUAUCUGAAAUUCACAAUUAUAAACACCCUAAACCUAUGGCUUAUGACGUCAUGAAAGCAACAUACAUCCUUCUAGGGGAGGAGGAAAGGCGUGUCGAGGAGUGGGAACAGAUACAAGCGUUGAUGCGCAAGACAGGAAAAGAAGGACUUUUAAGGCGCGUGCAUCUGUUCGACACUGUCAACGUGACUGAGAACAUGGUUAAUCAGGCCUCUCAAAUACUCCAACCGUAUGACGAGGAGAGGAUACAAGCUUUCAGUGCAGGCCUAGGAACGUUCUACAAAUGGGUCACAGGUGUUAUUGAAGAAGUUAGAAAAUCCGAGAAUUCUCCGAGAGAUUGAGAGGUUCAGGAAACCAAAACAAUAAUAUAUUCAUUAGCAAAGUCAUUUACACUGUACACUACAUUAUGCUAAAAAGUGUAUAGAAAAGCUUCGCAAGGCACAUAUACUUUGAUCUUAAAUAGCAUGGAAUGUACGUUGUACUAGUAUUCUCUUUACCUAACAAUUAGGAUUAAAUGAAAAUAUAGGAGGAGAUAGUUUAUUGAAAGUUAUUUCGUUUUAAGAGUGAUAUAUAGAAUGCUAGUUUAUGACAACUGACAGGUCCAUAAGGAAUGCUUACUCCUCCUUUGCACCUGAAUCUACCUUUUUUAUGGAACGCCAAAUUAACAUAUAUUCAAAUAUCUGUACCUAUCUUUAAAUAAUUGUACCUAUCUUCAAUUGAAUUGUACCUAUCUUCAAUUGAAUU